AGUGGACUGCAUGUGGACUGCAUGUGUGCUGAACCCGAUAGUCCCACAAGGACCCCUUGUGGUCCUGCUGUUCUGUUCUCACUGAGUCUGACGUGCCGGUAGUGAGAUGGCGCAAAAAUAAAGAUGUCUGUUAUGCGAGAGGACAAGAAAGCCCUGCCCUGCUCGCAGAAGCUGGCAAUGAUAGCCAUUCGGGCAGCAUGGAUUGAGGCUGGCCGCCCCCGGGCGGUAAUUGGUAACCCUUCUGGAAAGAGACAUCUGGUAGAUCGGUAUCGCGAAUUCCAAAGGUUAGCACUAAUGAAGACCCGGAUUGAAGAUAACAGGAAGCUGGCCAGGAGUGAGGACAAGAAAAUAGUGCCGGACAAGAAAAUAGUGCCCAAGUGGACAGAACGUCUGCGACCAUGGCUUUCGUUGGCUACCUCGUCUGAUGAAGUGUGGAGGCUAGCAAUGCAGUUUUAUGAGCGUUGGGAGAGCGGGUGUCUGCUUGCCACUGAUGGCGUCAUGCACAAGAACAAGAAGAAGCGGUCCAUUUUCCCAGAUGUGGACCCCCCUAUGGACAAGAAGGAUAAGGCAAGCGAAGAGGGUGACCAGUUUGUGGCAGUAAGGAACCCCGCUGUAAGCUGCUGGAGGCAAAUGGGCGGCCUCACGGAUGACGAAAAAGCUCGUGUUCUACGGAAAGUUCUGUCCUUGGAGGUCGUCUGGGUUAAGACGGCCAGUGAGGCGCUGAAGAGCCAGAGGAAGCUUUCAGGGAUUAGGGAAGCGGUUUUUAUUGAAAAGUGUGACCGCAUGAUGCUUCGUCUGUUCCACUACAUCAAGUUUGAUCAUGAGAAUAGGCCUGAGGAAGAGUGGGAGAAGGAUUCACCGUUCUUUCGGCCACUGACUGAUGUUUUCGAGGAAUUUGAAAAGCUCGGUCUAGAUCAAGAGCGCUGGACUGGUUGGAGAAGCUAUUUCACAGAUCAUUCUUAUGUGAACCUGUGCCCUCAAUUGCUGGGAGGUAAGUCAGACAACAAUCUCAAACGCACGAAAAAGCUCAUCGAGGAUAGCCGGUAUCCUUUGGAGUUUGACGAAGGUGUGAGGUCGGUUUUGGAGAAUCAGCACGAUGAGGUGUCUCACAUGUGACAUACGAGCUUACGUGCACGAACUGCUUUCGAAGCCCCUCUCGGUUUUGCGAUUAUGGACCCCAUCG
Chara braunii is the source of this 1183-nucleotide messenger RNA. The record is from the annotation of a GenBank genome assembly. NCBI's taxonomy places the organism in Eukaryota, Viridiplantae, Streptophyta, Charophyceae, Charales, Characeae.